This is a messenger RNA of Drosophila hydei, 1811 nucleotides long. RefSeq lists its product as uncharacterized. The record is from RefSeq and is a predicted model, not a curated record. Bases 519 to 1811 code for a protein of 430 amino acids. The transcript is spliced from 4 exons. NCBI's taxonomy places the organism in Eukaryota, Metazoa, Arthropoda, Insecta, Diptera, Drosophilidae.
AGAGUAGUUUCAUUUGUUUAUACUCGAAAAGUGGUUGUCGCGGCUGUCGGUAAAUCAUUUGUAUGCACAACAGCUCUGCCUAUUGGGCGCUUCGCGAAAGUGAAAGUUAAAGAACAAGUUGCAAAAAACUAUGUGAUAACAUUUUACCUUUUUUUUUUGCAAUUACAAAUAAGUGAACAUCGAGUUAGAAAUAUUUAUUGGAUUUAUCUGGCGUCGAUUGGACGCCGGACACCAUGUGACGUAGGCAGAGUUAAAUUAAAUGGCGAUACAAAAUCAUAAAUUAAAAGAAAAACAAAUAAAUACUCGAAUGGAAUUUUAGUGGACUAUUAAAAUGGUUUUAAUCCAACGGUACUUGAACUAUUUCUGUUGAUAAACCUGGGACGAGCAGUUCGAGAACGGCCAUCAGACUGGAGGCCUCACUCACGCUGAAGCGCAUUUUUGCACGCAAAAUUGCCUAUAAAACGAAUUCGAAAUUGAAUUCGAGUUCGAAAUCUAAAUCGAAAUCGACUCUAGCGGCCAUGCGAACUAAACAUUUGAUAUUGAUAUUAAUCGGUGUGAUAAUCGCAACGCUCGUAUUCAUUGUCUUUGGACCCGCUGGCGAACCGAACGAUUCAUUCAAGCACAUUGUGGUGCAGACCCAUCAACAGCUCAAAGAGUUUCAGGAAAAUCUGCGCGUUGGGCUGGAACGCAAAAAGCUCGAGCUCGAUCCAAAAUAUUUGCUGCUCUUGGGCUUCACAUCGCCAUUGAGCACAAAAGAUGAUGCGUCACAGCAGCCGGCAGCACAGCCAAAGCAGGUGCAAACAGAUGUACCCGUUACGCCGAAGCGGGAGCUGCAGCUGCAGCAGCAGCAGCAGCAGCAGCAGCAACAGCAACAACAGCUGAUAACAAGCCAUGGGCAGGCGGCCGAGCAGGAGCUGCUACUGCUGCAGGUGGAGCAGAAGAGUCAACGUAAACGGAUUACGACGCCGUACAACAAUACCAAGUCAAACUUUACCAUAGUCACCUAUGUGCAGGAGGGGCAGGUGUCGUCGGUGAUACUGUUAGCUCAGAAUAUCGCAGCCAAGCUGCCAAAUGAGCCGUUGCUCAUCUACGAUCUGGGCGUAUCCGAGGAGCAGCUGCGUUUCCUCAAUGCCUGCUGCAAUAGCAGUCGCUGCACCGUCAUCACCUAUGAUCUAUCGGAGUUCCCGUCGUUUGUCAACGAUCAGCGAACUCACGCAUAUCGUCCAAUUGUGAUAAAGGAUGCUUUGAUGAGAUCGAAAUCGAUUUUAUUUGUCGAGAACUAUGUGCGGAUUCGUGGCAGCCAUCGCGACUUGCAGCACUUGCAGAAUCGUGCGUUGGUCGCCGGCGUCUUGGGUUGGAACACCCCAACGGCCGUCUCCUCACGCACCCAUCCAAAGAUGUUCGACUACUUCGAAUCGGACGCUGAGAACUUCAUAUUCCUUCGCAUGGUUGAUCUCGAUGUUGUCUUCUUUGCGGAUACCCUGUUCGUGACCGAGAAGAUUAUGUUGCCUUGGUUGAAAUGUGCUUUGACCAUGGAGUGCAUCGAUCCAAUUGGUGCUCAAUCGAAUGGCUGCAAAUUCAACAAAAAACCCCUUUAUCGCUAUUCGGGCUGCCAUGGCUAUGAUGCAUCCGCUUUCAAUAUAGUGCUCGGUUUAACCUGGCAUUUGGACGAUACGAAAUAUUCAUUAGCCAGCGACGGCACCAAAGACAAUAUGUUCUAUAAGGAGACACUGGAGCAGGCGACCAAAAUACUGGAGAGUCGCCGGCGUAAUAGCAGCGAUACAUCCGAUCAUCCAUUCACGGAGGACUGA